UUGAUUGAACCCGUCAGUGAAUCAGCUGAUCGCCUUGCAUUACGUGGAAGAGAAUCAGCUGUGCGCGACAUGGACGAGCUAGUGAGCGAGAAUCUCGAAAUACCACCCGCCAAAUACGAGUAUUUGGAUCACACCGCGGACGUACAAUUGCACGCAUGGGGCGACACCAUGGACGAGGCUUUCGAGCAAUGCGCGAUGGCCAUGUUCGGCUACAUGACGGAUCUCGAGCGUGUGCAGGUCACACAGGUGCAUCAUAUCGAGGCCGAAGGUGACGAUAUAGAAAGUUUACUCUUCCACUUUCUUGACGAGCUACUCUUCAUGUUUAGCGCCGAGCCGUAUAUAAUCGCCAAGAAAGUCAAGAUUACCGAAUUCGACCGAGAAGGAUUUAAAAUCAAGGCAACCGCGUACGGCGAGGAGUUCACAAUUGGCAAACACACGCAAGGCGCAGAGGUAAAGGCCAUCACAUACUCAGCGAUGCAGAUCAACGAUCGCCCGCGAGUGGAGUGGCCCGAAAUCUUCGUGAUCGUCGACAUAUAAUAUUAUCUUGCCGAUCGCACUGCACAUGUACCUCAACGAUAUUUUGCUGCACAACUUUCUGGUAAUGCUCUAACAACAGCGAAAAAGUAGCGGAGGGGAUGGUUACUUAGCUUGAACGGGUGGUGCGUGGAAAAAGUAGGGGAAGGUAGCCGAAGGGCAAGAAAAGAAACCGUAUACCUCCCCUACGGUCUACAUAGGAGCGAUCCUUUUGUACUUGCCCCGUAGGGUUCAAAUAAAUACGUUACGAAGAAUGCACCGGGCCCCCCUUCUUCUUGGCUCGACUUGACUCAGGCGUGUAAUAAGAUUACCCGAACUCCCGGCAAAACGCAAGAAAAAGAGCCAAGGGAUUAGCCGUUUGUUAUUAAGAAAUGCGUGCGAGUUUUUAGCGUUAUCGAUGUUACAUAUAUUUUUUGUUUUUACUUAUUUAACAUUGUUAUUUACAAAAUAUAAUCGGUACGAUAGAGUCCCUCUACUCCAGUAGCUAUUGCGUUUAAACUAUGAUUCUCUUUUAGCUUUCUCACUACACAUUUCUCUCGCAAUGAUCACGUGCGAAAGCGAGAGAAAAAUGUACAAGAUACCAUUGGUAAAUUGAUUACAUGCACAAUAAUCUGCAUCAUUAAAGUAAAGCCCAUUUUUGCCAAUUUAAACUAACAUUUUAACGCACUUUAUAACACAUGUAUUUGUUCGACUAAUAUUUAUCGCACGUACACUGUAUGUACAAUUGUAUGUUUCAGCUAUCAGCGGUAGAAUGAAAAAAACCGAUUAAUUUUAAAUGUAGGUCACAGCUUUCUGUUGAUAUUUCUAGAAAGGUAUAGUAUCGUGUUAACGCUAUUCCUUCGAUAUUAUACACGUUUUUCAAAUCUAUGUACAAUCAUAUACCAAUAGAAUUAUAUUCUACUUUAUAUGCAGUGCAUAUGAAAGUGUGAAUUGUGACACAAACUAAUUGUGACAUAAACUGAUUGAAAAAAAUUGAAUCGAGCCACUCACAUCUUUUGCGAAAAUAAUGUCAAAAAAAUAUAAUAUCCAUUAUUUGUACGAAACUCCAGUUUUCCAAUGAAAAAUAGACAGUCCCUGCCUACAUCUAUUUGACGCGAUUGCAUUGUAUCGCGCUUGAUACGAGACGGCGAUCGAGGAGAGAUCUGAAUUGUGAUCGGUGAUGAAAUCGAAAUAAAAAAAAAAGUGCGACU
Molecule: messenger RNA, 1724 nt
Organism: Trachymyrmex septentrionalis
Lineage: Eukaryota; Metazoa; Arthropoda; Insecta; Hymenoptera; Formicidae
Gene: Archease
Product: protein archease-like
Exons: 4
Coding region: 70-537 (155 amino acids)
Biological process (GO): tRNA splicing, via endonucleolytic cleavage and ligation
Cellular component (GO): tRNA-splicing ligase complex
Source: RefSeq, a predicted model, not a curated record